Messenger RNA from Trichoderma virens Gv29-8, 339 nucleotides. RefSeq lists its product as uncharacterized. NCBI's taxonomy places the organism in Eukaryota, Fungi, Ascomycota, Sordariomycetes, Hypocreales, Hypocreaceae. The record is from RefSeq and is a predicted model, not a curated record. The coding region runs from base 1 to 339 and encodes 112 amino acids. The transcript has a single exon.
AUGCAUACUAAGGCAUUUGUCCGUGCGCCGGAUGGCUAUUCGCACAUGCGAGCAGACAUGGACACCAUAUGGACCAGCAGGAGCACAACAGCCAUUGUCGGUCUGCACUCGCUAGGAGGCCGAACCUGCAUGGGAGAGGAGAGAAAGUCAAAGGGGAAAGCUAGGAUCCCCUCAAUCCUACUGCUUCCACAUGGGUCAAGAAAGCAUGCCUGCUUUCUUCGCUUUCCUGCGGCCGCCUUCAUCGGCCUCGGCAAGAAUAGGAGGUGCCUCCAAAGAGGUGGUCGGGCCUCACUCCGGGACAGGUCUGAUGGCGAUGUACCAUUCUCAUACACCCAAUGA